Homarus americanus (American lobster) is the source of this 1115-nucleotide messenger RNA. RefSeq names its product EKC/KEOPS complex subunit TP53RK-like (gene Prpk). The coding region runs from base 223 to 891 and encodes 222 amino acids. Gene Ontology annotation, biological process: protein phosphorylation. The record is from RefSeq and is a predicted model, not a curated record. Gene Ontology annotation, molecular function: protein serine/threonine kinase activity; ATP binding. Lineage: Eukaryota; Metazoa; Arthropoda; Malacostraca; Decapoda; Nephropidae. The transcript is spliced from 2 exons. Gene Ontology annotation, cellular component: EKC/KEOPS complex; cytosol; nucleus.
UAUUUGACAUUGCUAACAAGUAUCACACUAAUAGUUCAUGUUUAUCACUAUUCCAUUUCCAUCAUUGUUCGUAAUUUAAUCGUCUGAUAAUAAAUUACUUGUUAAGAUUUUUAUAAGGUUUAUACAGUUCAAGUCUUCAUAUAUUAUUUUAUUUAAGUUAUUGAAUAAUUUAACUCGGUAGAAAAGUCUGACUCGACGGCCAGUAGUAAGACGCAUUUAGUGAUGGGUCGUGAACUUAUAACCCAGGGAGCUGAAGGCCGGGUAUAUUCCACAGAGUGGCUUGGACGCUCAGUCAUUGUCAAACAUCGAUUUCACAAGGAAUAUCGUCAUCCGGACUUAGAUGCUUAUAUAACCCGUGAACGAAUAAAAGCAGAAGCUCGUGCCUUGAUGAGAUGUCGCAGCUAUGGCAUUAAAACACCAGUUGUGUAUGAUGUUGAUUUUGACAAAAAUGAAAUUAUUCUUGAGAAAAUCACAAAUGGUUCAACUAUUAGAAAUUAUAUAUAUGAAGCUGUGAAAAAUAACCUUUCUAUGGAAAGUUCAGUAAUGUUAAGCAUUGCAGAGAGGAUUGGGGAAGUCCUUGUUAAAAUGCAUUCAAACAAUAUUAUUCAUGGAGAUUUAACAACUUCAAAUAUGUUAUUGGUUCCUCCUUAUGAAACAUCAGACAUUAUUCUCAUUGACUUUGGGUUAAGCUCAAUUGAUGAACGUGCAGAAGACAAGGCAGUAGACCUGUACGUCUUGGAGAGAGCAAUAUUAAGCACUCAUCCCAACACUGAAAGUUUUGUUGCUAAGAUAUUGACCACAUAUGAAAAUGCAGAUGGAUCUGCUAGAGAUGUUGUCAAACGUCUGAAUGAAGUUCGGCUUCGUGGAAGGAAGAAACUCUGCUUUGGGUGAAAUAGUAAUUUUAAUUUCAUAUGUCAUGUUUAUUUAUAUUACUGUGUAACAAAUUUGCAAAAAGAUCAUUAAGACUUUGAUCUGAGUCAAAAUUACUGUACUUACAUUAAAGUCCCAUAUUCUGGUAGAGUAUAUAUUUAGUUGUGCAUGCCUAUUGUCAAGCACUGAUGAAAUUGUUAUUUCUGCAUUUAUUUCCUACAGUGCAAAUAAACUUCAUCAGUACA